Penicillium odoratum is the source of this 1578-nucleotide messenger RNA. RefSeq lists its product as uncharacterized. The coding region runs from base 1 to 1578 and encodes 525 amino acids. Gene Ontology annotation, molecular function: transmembrane transporter activity. The record is from RefSeq and is a predicted model, not a curated record. The transcript has 5 exons. Lineage: Eukaryota; Fungi; Ascomycota; Eurotiomycetes; Eurotiales; Aspergillaceae. Gene Ontology annotation, biological process: transmembrane transport.
AUGGAUCUUGUUCCAGGAACUGAUAUUAUGAGAGAGGGGGAGGAGCUGGAUCCGGGACAUAUAUCACACCAUGAGAUUGUCCUCAUCCCUCGCCCUUCAGAUGACGCUCAUGAUCCCUUAAACUGGUCCAAGCCAUGGAAGUACCUCGUCAUUGCCGUGCAAUUCCUUUUUUUAUUUGUCUCGGUGGAGUCAGCGCUCUCCAUGGGGCCAAUGUUCCCCCUCUUCGCUGCCGAAUUUAAUCUCGAUGACACAGAGUUGAGUCUGUUAACCGGGGCAUGUGUCUUGGCUCUUGGCUUUUCCAACUUUCUCAUUGUUCCCUGUUCAAACAUAUUCGGUCGCCGUCUUACAAGUCUCGUUUUCUGCUUGUUGGGCAUUGCGUCCUGUAUCUGGCAAGCUCUGGCUACUUCAUAUAGCAGUCUACUUGCCGCCCGCGUGGUCAAUGGAGUUGCUACGGCAACUAGUGAGACGCUUCUGGUUCAGGUCGUUGGCGACAUGCUUUUUCUUCAUGAAAGAGGGCUUUGGACGGGUGUUUAUUUCAUGGGGUAUUUCCUUGGUCUGUUUGUUGGGCCAAUUAUCUCCGGAAACAUCGCCCAAAGAUAUGGCUGGCGUAGCUUUUUCUGGCUUUCUCUAGGACUGACUUGUUUCAACUUCAUCACUCUCCUGGUCUGCUUCCCCGAGACCCGUUUCCACAGAAGUGCAGCGUCAGAGCACUCGGAAUUUACAACCGGGACUUGCCCAAGUCCAACUGUCAAGGAAGGCGCCGAAGAUGUUGAGUCGGAGCAACUCGAAAUUGUUGAACAGGUCACUACCGCCGGUACGGGCCGACCAUCAAAAUCUCAGUUCAAACUCUGGAAAACCCCAGAGAACGAGUGGAAAGCCUUCCUUCUUCGGGAUAUCUUCUCGCCGUUCCGCCUGUUCCUCUUUCCGAUCAUUCUCUGGGCCGCCCUCAAUGUCGCUGGCCCUGCAAAUAUCCUUCUCUUUUGGAACCUCACUGAGUCUUCCGUUCUCAGCGCACCUCCAUAUAAUUUCUCUACGUCUAGUGUGGGAUAUGCAAACUUUGCUUUUGUCGUUGGAGGCCUGCUUGGUCUUGCUACCGCAGGUCCUUUCUCGGAUUGGAUUGCCGCGCGGUCUACACGCCGCAACAAUGGCAUUCGAGAGGCUGAAAUGCGUUUGCCAGCUUUGAUACCUUACUUUCUUUUCACGGUUGUCGGAGUCGUGAUUGGAGGUGUGGGCUACGAUCGGCUUUGGGAUUGGCCUGUGGUCUUGAUUGUCGGGUAUGGCUUCAGUGGUCUUUGCGUGACGACUGUUCCCACCAUUGCCAUUGCUUAUGCUGUCGACUGCUACAAACCCAUUUCUGGGGAGAUAAUGGUCGUUGCUACUGUUAUCAAGAAUACUUGUGGGUUUGCCAUGAGUUACUGGGUUAUGCCGAUGGCAACUCGAAGAGGGUUUUUGGAGCCCACAAUGGUUGAAUUUGCGCUGACUAUUGGGCCUAUGGUAUUGGGAAUACCGAUUUAUUUCUUUGGUAAGCAUCUGCGUCAGCUAACAAGGAACUCCAGUGUGCAUUCAUAUGUGAAUUGA